Gopherus evgoodei (Goodes thornscrub tortoise) is the source of this 4919-nucleotide messenger RNA. RefSeq names its product spindlin 1 (gene SPIN1). NCBI's taxonomy places the organism in Eukaryota, Metazoa, Chordata, Testudines, Testudinidae. The transcript has 7 exons. Gene Ontology annotation, biological process: gamete generation. The record is from RefSeq and is a predicted model, not a curated record. The coding region runs from base 659 to 1447 and encodes 262 amino acids.
CUUCCCCUCUCUCCCAGACUCCAAGCGCUGCUGCAGCUGCAGGUUUGUAAAUACUGGACCAACACACACACAACAUGGCUGACGCUCGCCCUGCUCUUCCACCAGGCUCUCCUCCUCUGUCUCUCUCCGUUUCUUAAUGUUUCAUCCGUACGUGCAUUUCUGUCUCUCCCCCCAUCCCUAAUCUCCUUCCCCACCCCUCCCCCUCCAAAAGGAGGAAAAGCAAUUCACCCUCCUUGCGCGCAUGGCGGGAUUUCAAGGAAUGUGGCUCAUUAUAAAGAGAUCAACCCAAUAUAGUCACUUGAAAAAGAACUGGAUCACUUAGGUCAGAAUGAGUGUUAGGUGGAUAAAAAUCAUAAUGUAGGCUUUUGGAAUUUUUGGCUGUACCGUCUCCAAUAUAGUAUCAAUAUCUUGAGGAGCUUUCAUACCAUAGGAUCCAGAACUGGAAUGGAGGCUUGCUGAAUCCUCCUUUGCAAUGCCAGAGAAAUAUAAUUGAAAAUACCACUUCAGCUAAACUUGGGACAAGCAAAUUCUCGUUUGAAUGGUGGAUUAACAAGUAGUAAUUUUAUCAUUCUAAGGCUAAGAGGAAAUUUUAAGAGUUGGAAAGAACUGGAUUUUCACCCUAGUCCAGCAGCUUUGCUGCUCACUUAAACACAGAUGAAUGAAGACCCCAUUCGGAAAGACACCAGGUCAGCGAUCCAGAGCUGAUGCAGGGCAUGCAGGAGUGUCUGCCAGCAUGAUGAAGAAGAGAACUUCUCACAAAAAGCAUCGAAACAACGUGGGACCUAGCAAACCCAUUUCUCAGCCCCGAAGAAAUAUUGUAGGGUGCAGAAUACAGCAUGGAUGGAAAGAAGGGAAUGGACCUGUAACACAAUGGAAGGGGACAGUUCUUGAUCAGGUUCCUGUAAAUCCUUCUCUCUACCUUAUUAAGUAUGAUGGAUUUGAUUGCGUCUAUGGACUAGAACUGCACAAAGAUGAAAGAGUGUCAGCUCUUGAAGUCCUUCCAGACAGAGUUGCUUCAUCUCGAAUCAGUGAUGCCCACCUGGCAGACACAAUGAUUGGCAAAGCUGUGGAACAUAUGUUUGAAACAGAGGAUGGCUCAAAAGAUGAGUGGAGGGGGAUGGUCUUGGCUCGAGCUCCUAUAAUGAACACGUGGUUUUAUAUUACUUAUGAGAAGGAUCCUGUCUUGUAUAUGUAUCAGCUCUUAGAUGACUAUAAAGAAGGUGACCUCCGCAUUAUGCCUGAUUCCAAUGAUUCGCCUCCAGCAGAACGGGAACCAGGUGAAGUUGUGGACAGCCUGGUAGGCAAACAAGUGGAAUAUGCCAAAGAAGAUGGCUCUAAAAGGACUGGCAUGGUCAUUCAUCAAGUUGAAGCCAAACCUUCUGUCUAUUUCAUCAAGUUCGAUGAUGAUUUCCAUAUUUAUGUCUAUGAUUUGGUGAAAACAUCUUAAACAUCAUCGUGAACUUUUGCCAAACUCGUGGAACUAUUAAAUGUAAAAUUUGUAGACACAAAGACUUGACUGCUUUCCAGUUUAAUGAAAGCUUAAAUGUCCCUGCGAACCCACAAUCUCUGCCAACAAAACUGUUUUGUUCUGAAUAAUACAAACAAAUUUGUGUGAACAUGACACAUUUUGUGUAAGGGAACUCCUUUUCUUGAAGGAAGUCGCUAUAUUUUUGGGGAGAGGGAGUUAAAAUAAACAGCUGCAAAUUCAAGCUGUGUAAAGUUGAUCUAAUAUUGUAAUCAUUAAUCUAAAAAAUUUUUUCAUAGCCUUUAACUUUUUCUUCAACCUCGCACUCACCUGUUCAACUGCCACAUGCAAGUGUAGUUUGAUAUUUUCAAUAUUGCCUUCUUGUGUAACAUUAAAUUUAAUUUCUUGGCUACUGGCAGUCCUUGUUUUCAGGGUUGGGGCUGAGAUGAUUUCAAAAAAUGUAAAUUGUUGGUUUGUGCAGUGUUAAGGAGUGCCUAACCCAAGUAACAUCAAUCUACUGUGUUUCUAUACCUUAUUUCAAAGUUGCUUUUUAAGAAUUAGCAGUACAUGGGAAUAUUUGUGCAUCUUCGUAGACACAAGACAGUACAACAUUAAGUGUUUGACUUGCACCUUUCAGUGAAAAGGCUUUAAACUAUAAAAGGUUUAAUCAGCUAUAUAAACUGUUGAUUAGAAAAUGCAGCCCACAUUUACAAGUUGAGGGAACCAGUAAAACUACACAAAACAAGGUUGCCUUCUAUUCUAAAUGUUGUAUUUUUGUUAUACACACUUCUUAACAAACUCAAGUGCUCGGUGCCACAACAGUGAUAACAUUAUAUGUUACUUCAGAAAGAUCUUUAGACUACACAUUGGCAAUCAGUAGUCUCUCAUUUAAUAUCAAAAUUAGCAAUCUGGAUGUUUGUGUAUGGACUUAAAAGCCUAAUAAUUUAUCUGUUACAUGUAAAGGCAGAAACCUCAUGAAAGAACAGUCCUCUUACAUUAAAGACUUGUUUUAGAGAAGGAGAAGCAUUUGUUGCUUUCUGCUGCGUUCCUUUUUUUUUUAUUUCCCCCCACCCCCACCCCCCCCCGAAAAAACGUCCGGACAAAUCAUCUACAGCUUAAACCUGUUGUCGCCUUUUGUGGUGUGCGUUGUACUCGCUUUGAGGUAUGCUGUAACGUGAAUUUCAUUCAAUGAACACUAGAAUUCUGCAUGCCAAUGGUGUACUAACUAAUGAAAAGCUAUAGGCAGCCUCAGUGGUUCGGUCAUCUGCAUUAGAUUGUGGAUGUAAAUAGCAGCCCACAGCUGCAGAUCCUUUCACAGUUUUAAUCUUGCAAGAUAGUUGUAAACCAAGGUAGUUUAAGUGUGGCAGUUUUAAAAAUUAAUCAGAAUUGCAAAAAUGGUCAGUUCAGCAACAAAAUUGUCAUGUCACAUUAAGGCAGAGCUUUGCAAGUUUGAAAGCACUGCUUCACAGAAGGCUAGUAUGUGAAGCCAAUUAUCACUGUUGAGGGGAGGAACACCCAGAUACCCAACCUUACACAGAAGGCUAGGAAAAGGUGCUGUUAAUCAGAGAUCCGAGGCCCAGAUGACCUCUAUUAUAGAUGUUCUUGACAUUGAAGAUUCAGUGGUUUAAGCCCCUUUCUAUCCAUUUUUGCCUGACUUCAUAUUUUAGCCUUAAGGCUUGUGCCUCAUUAUGCUGUUGAAUGGUAACACAUACUCACCAUAUAAAUACAGUACCUUAAUUCUUUGUCCAUUGCUACUAUUGCAUUAUGUCCAGUAUUUCAUCAUGGGCAACCAAAGGCAGGCUAUUGUCUUUCAGUGAAUAGCUUCUCAAUGCAGUCCUUAAGUACUAAGUACCUGAAUCAUAAAUGUUCCUUGUGUUUUUGAACAAAGUGAGCAGAUUUGCAACACAGUGUUUUCAUCCUGCAGAUCUGUUAUGUGUUUUCUAUUGACUCUUAAGAGUCCUGCAUGUAAAUCUCAAAGCUGAGCCUGGCUCCAUGAGCCCAAGUUGAUAUUUGUGGCACAAGAAUGAGUGAGUGUAUCGAUUAUACACAGGAUAUGCGCAUAACUUAGUACAGUGAAUUUUGGGCUAUACAUCUAAGGAAAACAAGGUUUGUUUUGAAAUAUUUGAAGUUUAGGUCUACUGAAACAUUUUUAGCAUUAAAGGCUUGCAUUUGUGGGUUUUCUGCAAGCCACUUUAAUAUACCACAUAAUCUACCAAUUAGUGGAGUAUAAUCUGUAAAUUUUUAUGGCCUUUUAAGUGUCCCCUCUUGUCUGUUGCUUUGUUGGUUUUUGUUUUUUGGGUUGGGAUUUUUUUUUUUAAUAGUUUAAACCACCUUUUUUGAGGCUUGAGACUAAUUCCACUUCCUGCCCUUCUGCUUUGGGCUUUGUUUUAGGCUCAUGUUUCAGAUCUGCAUGCAGUGCUUGCGUUACCCUAGUAACUAAAUGUUGGUUCCUUGUUCUAGGGGUUCAACAUUCCUUUCCAAAAUUAUCAUGGGGCUUGUCACAGCACAAGCCAGGAUCUGUGUAUAAAAGUUAUUGGCCUUUCUCAUUUACCUGCUGUAGUAUUGUUGUAUAUUGUGUGUGCGCGUGUGUGUGUGUAUGAUGUCAGGCUGCCAUGUAAAAUUUUAAAAAGAAAAAAAAUCUUAAAUGCAGACCAUCCUUUUUUGCAUGCUUAGAAGGUAGAAUGUUCAAUGUAACAAACUAAAGUUGCAUGUUAAAAUGUUUAGGUUUUUUGUUUUUGUUUUUAUUUUGUGUUCAGUUUUUGUGAAUUUGCUUAUUGUGCUGUUUUAAUGGUUGUUAGUAGGACUAAAUGCACUGGUGAGGCGAGCAUAGUGCCAACAGAGGGUAAUUUUCCAGUUGUAUGUGUCACAGCAUUUGAAGGGACCACGUAUUCUGUUCACUAGUAAAUUAAAAUCACAGCUGAAUCUAAAACACCACUUUUUUUUCUUUUUUUCUUUUGAGUGCCAAACCCUAAAUUAAGUUGGAGUAGAAUACAUAAAGACCUAAAUACAUUGGGAAAAACCCUUUUAAACUUUCAUAAAUUGUAAUACAUAAAAGUCUUUUUUUUUUUUUUAAUUGAUUCAUUUUAAAACUGAAAGUUUCUUUGAGGAUAGCAGCAAUUACAAUCAAUUCAGGGAAGGAGAAUUAUAGCUAAAACAGUUUCUGGUUCCUUUAAAAUGCUGUGCUUUUUGUAUUUUACAUCAUUAGUGCAAUUUGGAUGGUUCUUGGUAUGUGUAUAGUUCAAAGGUCUUCGUGUUCACAUUUUAAAAUUAGGUAAUGACUUCAUCUUUAGAGCUUGGUUUCACUAUUUUUUUUUAUUUUGAACAAUGUAGACAGUUCCCUGUUCUCUGCAUUUAGAAGUAUAAACACUUUAAAUCUGUUACUUAAUUCUGUAAGUAAUUUUUAUAAUUAUGAUGUAACUCUAUCCUUAAAACAUUUAAAAUAAACCCUUUAUGU